AGUAAAACCAAUUUAAGAGUUUAUGUAAUUAAAUGUUUCAAGUAGUAGGAUUAUUUAACAGUUAACUUUGAUAUCCAAACGCCACCUGAAAAUUAUCUUCUUGUAAAUAAUACCUACAGUCGCUGUGUCACGACACAAAACUAUUUUAAAAACUUGCAGAUACGCAGUUCAGAACUACAUUCAUGGAUACUGGGUGUAUUCAUAUCAUUUGCUGGAGUGGUUAAAAGGUAAUUUAAAGUUCCUUUAUAAGUAAGAAGGAGCUGAUAUAUAUAUAGAACAUAAUCUAAGAGUAGAAGAAAGUACCCAUUCUGCAGAACUUCUCUUUUAAACUUUUUUUUGGACUUUUAUUAUCCAGUGAUUUUAUUCUCUGUCCCUUAGCAGCAUUUUAGUAUCACACUGGUGGGACUACAUUGUCAGGCGGCUACACUGUGUAAUUUAAAUGUUAUUAUUUUAUAUUUUAUGCAAAGAAACUGUAGCUUUAGCCAAUAUUUCUCUAAUAGAUUUGAUAAACAGCGCUAUCGGUGUUGUACUGGCCAGGCUACCGUGUUACCCUGCCCUGUGGGGAUUGGUUGGCAUUGCUCAUUGUUUUCCAAGUUUGAACAUGAGUGAAAACAAAGCAUACAUAAACCACAACCAACUACUCCUCAACACGAGGAAAAUAAUAAUAAUAAUAAUGCUACCUCCUCUUCAUUGACGUUAUCAGUCAGUUGGUCAAGAACAUGCGUAAUUAGUCAUGCCUGAAUGGACAUCCGGUAGUAUCUGUUGGGGACAACGUCCGUGGAAUUAAUUACCACAAGUGAUAAGGCUCUUACUCACCUAAUGACAGUCCACUGACAAUUUACCACCACAGACCACAAUGUUGGUUUGACCCCUGCUAUGAUUAGUUUACUAUCAGCCGCUCCUUUUUACCAACAGUUGGGUUAUUUUAUUUCUGUUUUUUAUGAUUUAUUCUGCAACCAGGUCUGCAGGAAUCAAUAACUGUGCACCUCACAAGCACAGACUGCUGCAGUGAAUAAAAUGGUACACGUGCACUGCAUCUUUAUAACACUGCACACUUUCUGAGAACAGGAUGCGCAGUGCAUGCGCUUAAAUGUACUGAAAAAUUUGCUUUAAAAAAAUCAUUUCCCUUCAUCGUCAUCCAUCCGUGUUGUUUUGAUUUGAUGCUAUGCAAAUAUGCAAAUGCAGUCACUUGACUAUACUUUGAUAUGUUGUGGGUAGGGCUUGGUCAGCAUCCAGGACUAUGGGCUAUAUAUAGUCUGAAAGUAAAGGCACUGGCCAUGGAUGCUGAACGAAUCCCAGCUUGUGAGUGUAUAUCGUUUAUCGAAAGUGCCCCUGAUAGAUGCUUCUUGUCAAUCUGCAACAAUCACAUCGGCAAACUCCUUGUUUAUUUUCCCCUAAUAUAAAAAAGAUCUCAACGAUUACCUCACUAGAAGGCUAUUCAUCAUUGUGGACUUUUUUACACCUUGGUACAUAGGAAAUGCUCUCAUAAAUCGCGCUUUAAUUUUUCCCAGAGCUGGGUAUUUAAGACUAUUAAUCAAAGAAAGAGAGAGAGAGAGAGAGAGAGAGAGAGAGAGAGAGAGAGAGAGAGAUCUUUUGUUUUUCUUUCAACCAUACAAAAAAUUACAUAAUGAUGUAUGGUUUUAGUUUUAGUUUGCAAAAAGCUUUGUCCAAGUUAAGGGAAUCCCCCCAGCUAUUAAGUACCGGUAUAUAAACCUCAGCAUCAUACAGAGACUGAAACAGUGCUGAUUUACCAAGCUCCGGCCAAGUUCCCUGUCUGAUCAGAAGCAGUCUUAUGGCAAACAUUCAACUAUGUAAGUCAGAGCGUUACUGGAUAGGCUGUUAUUUAAAUUACUCUGUUGCGUGCUCAUGCAAGCUGGGUGUCGUAAUGCCCGUGUAGACUCGUGCGUUGACGGCUGUUUCUCUCUUUCCUUGCAGACGUCGCCAGCUGUGUGCUGCUGCUGUCCCUGAGCUGGCGCACAUCCGAAGCUCUCCCGGUGCCCGCACCGAGCCCGGGGACCGGCGGUCAGUGCGCCGACUUCUACAAGAUGCUCCUGCUGAACAUCUCAAAAGCUCUGGACAGUAUUUAUUUGAGUGAUGGUAUCCAAUCCGAAAAGAUUGAGAUGAGGAGUACUGGGGAGACAGUACUGGCCUGUGCACCUACUCUGACUGAGAACUUAGGUUGCGUGACACAAAGAAAUUCUUCUUUCAGUGAGAGUGAAUGUCUGAAGAACAUAAAGAAGGACCUGCUCUACUAUCACGAAGCGAUUGCAUCUUACCUCACAGGUCCUCUCAAAAAUGGUCCAGAGGAAAUUAGACUUCUGAGCCCAAUCGUGGAAAUCACAAAGAAUCUCACAGAGAACUGCUUUCCGCAGCUGGACGUAGAGAACCUGCCCUCAGAGGAUGCCAAGGUGUGGGGCAAUGAGUCCUACAACAACCGGCUGGAGAUGAAUAAGAUGAUGAAAGGCUUCCACAUCAGAGCCAUCACUAUCAACCGAGCCAUUGGCUACAUCUCCUCGGGAGACCACAGGAAGUAAACGUCCUGCAACCUCUUCGACUUCAGCCUCAUCAAAUAAUAGCACAACAAAUAUCAAAUCUCUAUUAUCACAUCAGAACAAGCUGUCCUAAUUAGUCACUACCAUCUCUUUCAACUACUGACCAAGUUCUACAAUGUACCUGCUGCACAACUGUCUGCACUGAAGGAAGUUUACUCAGGCAUAAGCUAGCUGGUUCAACUCCAGUAUCUUCAUUCAGUAAGUGCUGAAGAAUGUUCAAACUAUUAUUACGGUUAGGCGUGUGUUAUAAUGAUUUUAUUUAUUUAUUUAUUGCAUCUAUUUAUUUAUUUGAUC
Messenger RNA from Pelmatolapia mariae (spotted tilapia), 2846 nucleotides. RefSeq names its product interleukin 12a (gene il12a). Lineage: Eukaryota; Metazoa; Chordata; Actinopteri; Cichliformes; Cichlidae. Gene Ontology annotation, molecular function: interleukin-12 receptor binding; growth factor activity. The record is from RefSeq and is a predicted model, not a curated record. Gene Ontology annotation, cellular component: extracellular region. Bases 2046 to 2534 code for a protein of 162 amino acids. Gene Ontology annotation, biological process: immune response. The transcript is spliced from 6 exons.